UGGUUAAUGAGAUUAGCAGUCCGUCUUAGCCUGCGUCAGUGCAAAGGGGUCAAUCACUGGAUUAUAAUCUUGCUUAAGAGUUGCUUCUGUUUAAUAUACUUUUUUUCUUUUCUUUAUUGCUUUCACUUUCCAAAGCAUGUUCGGCACGUACGAUUGCACUUUAUCCGCAGAUGGGAGUGCUUCUCUCUGCAACAUGCUUCGCCUCGGGACCGAGCGCGUCCGGGCCCUCUGGCGCUGAAUGAAGCGUCUUCCAGGGAGAGAAGAGGAGCCGGGGCAGCUGGAGAAGUGAAGGGCAGUGGGGGCCGAGAUCUCGCCUGCUGUGGCAGAGUCUGAGACUCUGUGCGAAUCAUCCCCAUGCCACUUGUAAAUAACAAAGUUGGCGAUGACUGCGCGGCGAGCGGAGACAAGGCUUUGGCCGAUGGAAAGGCGCUGGUGGACUCGUUGAUGAAGGUUGUGGCUUGCUACCGGCAUUUAGCCUCAUGUGUGGGUGGGUGCACAGACAGCCUGCAGCUCCGCGACGAGUUGAGGCAAACGAGAGAAAAGGCCCAAAAGUUGGCCGGGGACGUCUGCCACCACCUGACCUCACACCUCAGGGACAAGAGCCUGCCCGAUGGACAGCGCAAGGAGAUGGAGCUCCUCUGGGUGGCCUUCUCCGCCUGCCUGGAGCUGCUGCACGUUGACAUGUGCAAAGUUUUGAACAUCAGCGGCAUUGUCUCGCUGGCCGACUCUGCGUCCCUUGUGCACACUGGCCUGGAAGGAGGAUGCAGUGACGUAGCGGCCCGGGCCCUGAGUUUGCCCGACCUGAACCAGGUUCGGACGGAUUCCCUCCCUGCCGGCCUCGAGAGCCAGGAGCGCAGCACCAUGGAGCUAGAGAUCGGCCAAAUUGACCGCAUGAUCGACGACAUGGAGAUGAAAGUCAACGUGCUGCGCUGGAUGGUGGAGCCCCACGGGCCGCUGUACGCAGACCCCCUCAGCAGCACUGACAGCGCCUCCAUGGCUCUGCUGUCCGUAGACGAGGAGCAGCAGGCCCCCACAUCUCAGCCCUUGUGCCAGCGGAGCCACAUGUUUGCGCUCUUACUGCUGCUUGGUGUUUUUUUUGUAGCGUCCACUUUAUCUCUCUGUAUUUUCUUUUUCUCGUGAGCAAGACCUUAAGAAAUUUCAAUCGUUCAUCUUCUUCUGAAGGUGAGGAAAAAUUACUCAACAGCUUAUUUGUGUAAACAGUGUACCAGACUUAAUCCAGAUGCAAGCUAGCAUACAAUUUUUUACACUUAAUCUAACUAAAUGCUUUUUUUUAUUAUUUUAAAAUAGCUUAGGACUUGAUUCAUAAUCUGAAAUUGAGUAUAGCCCAGAUGGUGAAUUUCCAUUUUGUUCUCUGCUGUCUGAAUUGAUCAGUAACAGGUUGGAAAAAUCAACUAGAUUGUCUCCUGAAGUUGGACGUCCCCGAACGACCCUGAACACAGCAUCCAAUAUGGCUGCUGCACAUUAACUUGUUAAAUCAAUAACACAUACUGUAUAUGUAGCAUUGUCACAUUUUUUUGUAAAAAUAUUCCUCUAGGGCCAAAAUUAAAUCAUCUAUUAUUGCUAGCUUGCAAGGCCAAUAACUGUUAGCCUGGUUACUAAAACCAUGUUCUAUUUGUUCUAAAGUUAGACACUGUGAAAACCAAAAUCAAGCACAUCCUUAAAAUCUGAAUUUGUUUGUCUGUAACAGCUACAAAUGCAACAUAUUUGCCACAGAUGUGCGAAUUUGUGACAGUUGCAUAAAUAAGCUAGUUAUUGAUAAGAACUUUUGACAGUUUGUGUCUUGUCAAACCUUUGGUGCACAUAGAGCGGUGGAAAUCUAUUUUUCCAAACAUUUCAAUGUUAUGAACACACUAAAUGAAGAGAAACACGCGAUUGACAGCUUGUGUUGCUACUAGCAGUUGACAAUAAACCAAAGAGCAAAUCUCACUGGAAAUCCCACAGAUUUUCCUGCUCCUAUCUGAGCCGUGCUGUAGUUCGCGGGGAUGUCAUUCCCAUAUCCAAGUCCUUACUUUCAAAGGAAACUGGAGCCAAGGUUUGGUUUUUCUCUGUUAAAUGUAAAAAAGUAAGACAGAGAAGCUAACA
Xiphophorus maculatus (southern platyfish) is the source of this 2103-nucleotide messenger RNA. RefSeq names its product regulator of G-protein signaling 9-binding protein B-like (gene rgs9bp). The transcript has 3 exons. Gene Ontology annotation, biological process: G protein-coupled receptor signaling pathway. Bases 355 to 1140 code for a protein of 261 amino acids. Gene Ontology annotation, cellular component: neuron projection. The record is from RefSeq and is a predicted model, not a curated record. Lineage: Eukaryota; Metazoa; Chordata; Actinopteri; Cyprinodontiformes; Poeciliidae.